UUUUUCUUUUUUAAGGAGAAAAAGUAGUUAAUCAAACCCUCGUCGGAACAGACACAAAAAAGUUUCUCGGAAUAUUAUCUUCUUCAUCGGAGGAGCUUCUAACUUAGCUAGAUAGACAAACAAACCUCAAACUGACUCUCUUCACUUUCUUUCUUUUUUUUUUUUUAUUUGUCUAAAAUUAUUCUUCCUUUGAUGAAUUGAAACUUCUCUGUUUUAAGUGAAAGCUUGAGCUCCAUGUGAUUACCAGUCUUUUUUUUUUUUUUUUGCUUGGACUGUAAGUGGCUUUUGUCUCAUCUUCUUCUCCUUUGUUAGGGUUUCAUUUCUUUAUUAUUUUCUUGUUAUUAUCUUCAAAUAGACUUGGAGCUCAAGCGAAAUUUCAACAAGGUUUCAAACAAAGAAAAGAAAAGAAGAAAAAGAUUAUAAAAUCGGUGCGGGAAUUCAAAGAGCCUAUUUGGAUGGUUGGUUUGGGAGGAGAAAGAGGAAUCGGAAGGAGUAUUUGGGUUCGGUGGUUUGAAGGUGAUGUGGAAAUUGAAAGAAGCCUUUGGUUUUUAAGAUAAUGCAAAAUUUUAAUUUGAUUGAUGAAAUGAGGAAUUCGGGAAUAAUUUAGAAACCAAAAAAGGAAACUAAAGGUAGCAAAAGUUGCAACUAUGAGUUGCAGUGAGGAAGAAACAAGAAGCGUCGUCGUUUCAAAUGGGUCGGUAACGGCUGCUCAAGAGUUGACCGUCGAUCAAAAUUUGCUCAUUGACCCGAAAUUGUUAUUUAUCGGCUCCAAAAUCGGCGAAGGAGCUCAUGGCAAAGUUUACGAAGGAAGGUAUGGUGAUCGGAUUGUUGCUAUUAAAGUUCUUCACCGUGGGAGUACUGUGGAGGAAAGAACUGCACUUGAGAGUCGUUUUGCUCGUGAGGUUAACAUGAUGUCUCGAGUAAAACACGAGAAUCUUGUCAAGUUCUUUGGAGCUUGUAAGGACCCGCUGAUGGUAAUAGUAACUGAGCUAUUACCUGGAAUGUCCCUCCGCAAAUAUUUAAUUAGCAUCCGUCCGAAAGUUUUAGACUUUCAUGUGGCUUUGAAUUUUGCGCUUGACAUUGCUCGAGCCAUGGAAUGUCUGCAUGCCAAUGGGAUUAUACAUAGAGAUCUAAAGCCUGAUAACUUGUUGCUUACAGCAAACCAGAGUUCUGUUAAACUUGCAGAUUUUGGUCUUGCAAGGGAAGAAUCUGUGACAGAGAUGAUGACUGCAGAGACUGGGACUUAUCGCUGGAUGGCUCCUGAGUUGUAUAGCACAGUGACAUUGCGUCAGGGAGAGAAAAAGCAUUACAAUAACAAGGUUGAUGUCUACAGCUUUGGAAUUGUCUUAUGGGAAUUGUUGACCAAUCGCAUGCCAUUUGAAGGCAUGUCCAAUUUGCAGGCAGCUUAUGCUGCUGCUUUUAAGCAAGAGCGACCUAGCCUUCCAGAGGAUAUAUCCCCUGAUCUGGCAUUUAUCAUACAAUCAUGUUGGGUUGAGGACCCUAACAUGAGGCCCAGCUUCAGCCAGAUAAUCCGUAUGCUGAAUGCAAUUCUCUUCACACUCACACCACCUUCACCAUCCAUACCUGAAUCUGACACCAGCGAGACAGCAGAAACAAGUAAUGGAACCAUGGCUGAGUUAUCUGCUCGAACAAAGGGGAAGUUUGCUUUCCUUCGUCAACUGUUCACUGCCAAGAGGACAAGGAACUCACAAUGAGGGUAAAAUUUUGGAAAAAGUUUCUUUUUGUUCCAACUUAAUAUAGUUGGGAUGCGAUAGUAGAUACAUGUUUUAGGGUAAUUCCUUGGCAAAAUAAAAGACAUAUAGGGCACCAUUUACGUUGUCUAGUUGACUUUGUUGUAAAGAAGAUACAUGGUUUUGACAUUUUUCUGUUCAUAUCAAUGUUACCUUCUUCAGAAAAAGGCUAUUACAGUGCAAAUUAACAAUUUGGUUUUA
Molecule: messenger RNA, 1952 nt
Organism: Theobroma cacao (cacao)
Lineage: Eukaryota; Viridiplantae; Streptophyta; Magnoliopsida; Malvales; Malvaceae
Product: Protein kinase superfamily protein
Biological process (GO): protein phosphorylation; signal transduction
Cellular component (GO): cytoplasm
Molecular function (GO): protein kinase activity; ATP binding
Source: RefSeq, a predicted model, not a curated record